This is a messenger RNA of Rhizopus microsporus ATCC 52813, 2061 nucleotides long. Its product is annotated as acetyl-CoA synthetase-like protein. Gene Ontology annotation, biological process: long-chain fatty acid metabolic process; long-chain fatty-acyl-CoA metabolic process. NCBI's taxonomy places the organism in Eukaryota, Fungi, Mucoromycota, Mucoromycetes, Mucorales, Rhizopodaceae. Gene Ontology annotation, molecular function: long-chain fatty acid-CoA ligase activity. The transcript has 6 exons. Bases 1 to 2022 code for a protein of 673 amino acids. Gene Ontology annotation, cellular component: lipid droplet; endoplasmic reticulum; plasma membrane. The record is from RefSeq and is a predicted model, not a curated record.
AUGAAUUACAUCAAAAGCCUCUUUCUACAAUCCACUCAAAACCCUACUGUUCUCAUUAAUUCAGAUCAACACAUCUAUCGCAGUCGACACGCCGAACAUGGAUUUGUGCGUACACCUCUUUUACCAAAACUAAAGGAAAGUGAAUGUAUUAUCGGAAGAGUUUGGACAGAAACUGUGAAAUCAAGAAAAGAUAAGCAUGCGUUCGGUUAUCGUCCAUUGAUCAAUAUUUAUACAAAAGAAAAGUCCUCGGAUGACCAGGAUAAAAAUCCUAAGAAAUGGACCUUUUUUGAACUUGAAGAUUACAAGUGGAUGACCUACCAGGAAGCUGAUGAGCAUGUUCAAAAGAUAGCUUCUGCUCUACAGAACAACGGAUUCAAGCGUGGUGAUAUUGUUCUACUCUAUUCCAAAACAAGAGCCGAGUGGAUGUUGACAGCCCUUGCCUGUCUGUCUCUAGGCAUAGUGAUUACCACCGCAUAUGAUUCCAUGCCACCCGAUGCUGUGAGUCACAUCAUCAAAGAGACGGGAGCAAAGGGAAUCUUUACAGAGACUUCGCUUUGUGGAACAUUAAACAAGGCCUAUAAAGACCUUGAUAAACAAGAACAACCCAAGCUUGUCAUUUAUGCUGGUGAAGAAUUCGAAGCACCAGAAGAAAUCAAAAAGUUCAAGAGGCAAUCAUCCGAUGAUAUCAAGAUUUCGACCUACAAAGACAUCCUUGCUCAAGCGUCGCCUAGUGUCCACAUCAAAGAACAUCCAAAACCAGACGAUCUUGCGUUGAUCAUGUAUACCUCCGGUUCUACAGGUGCUCCCAAGGGCGUCGAAUUGACCCACAGUAAUAUUAUUGCAGCCAUGGGAGCAGCCGAGUAUUUGGUCAUUGACUUUUUAUCCAAGGAUGAGCACAGGUAUAUCGGGUUCCUACCUUUGGCUCAUGUGCUUGAGUUCCUUGUUGAGUUUAUCAUGAUCUGCAUGGGCAUCCCUAUCGGCUACGGCGGUAUGCGUACCUUAAUGAACGAUUCGGUCUCUGGGCGGGAUGGUCAGGGUAAAGGUAAAGGUGACUUGGAGGCGCUCAAGCCGACAAUCAUGGCAGGUGUCCCUGCUGUAUGGGAAAAGAUUCGAAAAGGUGUUGAAAGUAAGCUAGACAAACAGCAUUGGACAGUAAGGAAGGCGUUUUAUGCGGCUAUUGAGGCAAAGUGGCAAUUACUCAAGCUUUUUGGCCAAUCUAAUGUGAUUACCGAUACAUAUGAUGCUAUACUAUUCCGUCAGAUUAGAGAUGUGACAGGAGGACAUUUAAAAUACUGUCUAUCGGGAGGAGCACCUGUUUCAUUUGAGACACAAAAAUUUAUUACAUCUACUCUUUGUUUCAUGUUACAAGGCUAUGGGUUAACCGAAUGCUGUGGUUUGGCAGCAGUGACACUUCCAAGCCUUGGUAUGACCACUGGUAUCAUCGGUCCUCCUUCUCCUUCGAUCGAAUUCCGAUUUGUGGAUGUGCCCGAUACAGAUUAUAAGGCUGAAGAUAAGAUCGGUGAGCUCUGGUUACGUGGUCCUUCGUUGAUGAGAGGUUAUUAUAAACGACCCGAUAUCACUAAGGAGGCCAUGACACCCGAUGGUUGGUUCAAGACAGGCGAUAUUGCUAAGCUAAACCCUGAUGGCACAUUUGCUAUAUCAGAUCGCGUCAAAAACCUCGUCAAAUUAUCUCACGGCGAAUAUGUCGCUCUAGAGAACCUCGAGUCCAAGUACCGUAACUGUUCAUCUAUUAAAAACAUCUGUUUAGUCGCAGAUAGUGACAAGUCCUACAUCAUUGGUAUUGUGGAACCAGCUGAUAACAAUGUGGACAAAGAUAAGCUUCUAAAAGAAUUACAACAAACUGCUACUUCCUCUGGAUGCAAUCGAGUUGAAGUGGUCAGGGAUAUCCUUGUCACUCGAGACAAGGACUGGACGGAUGGCUUCAUGACGACGAGUAGUAAAAUCAAACGAAAAGACAUUAUGAAAGCUUACCAGGAAGAUAUCAAAAAGAUUUACAAAUAAAGAUUAAUAAGCAAACCAUUUUUCUUUUUCUUUUUUUUU